Molecule: messenger RNA, 501 nt
Organism: Penicillium longicatenatum
Lineage: Eukaryota; Fungi; Ascomycota; Eurotiomycetes; Eurotiales; Aspergillaceae
Product: NADPH-dependent FMN reductase
Exons: 1
Coding region: 1-501 (166 amino acids)
Cellular component (GO): cytosol
Molecular function (GO): FMN binding; oxidoreductase activity
Source: RefSeq, a predicted model, not a curated record
AUGAGAGAAUCAACAGUCGAGAUCGUUGACCUAGCGUCGCAGGCCUUGGCCCUGUACAACGAACCAGAAGUGCCCUCAUAUCUCCCAGCCCAGGAUCCUACUCCCCACUACGUGCAUGCGCACACACGCGCAUGGUCAGCCCUGGUCCGGCGGUACGAUGCCUUCGUGUUCGUGACGCCGCAGUACAACCGGAGCAUCCCCGCAGUGCUCAAGAACGCGCUCGACUACCUGUACCACGAGUGGGCGGGGAAGCCGGCGGGCAUCGUGUCGUAUGGUGGACACGGUGGUGGUAAGGCGUCUGAGCACCUGCGCGGCAUCCUGGCGGGGCUCCGCAUGCGCCCGACGGCGACGACCGUGGCGCUGAAGGUGAGUCCCAAGACGGCGAUUGAGGAAUGCGAGCGCGAGGGUCAGGUGACACCUGCGAUGUGCAAGACCUGGAUGGAGGAGGGAGAGGAGCAGAAAAUACAUAUCAUGGUUUCGGAGUUGCUGCAGCUGACUUAG